This is a messenger RNA of Brachypodium distachyon (stiff brome), 1369 nucleotides long. Its product is annotated as dnaJ protein ERDJ3B. The record is from RefSeq and is a predicted model, not a curated record. The transcript is spliced from 10 exons. Bases 1 to 1053 code for a protein of 350 amino acids. Gene Ontology annotation, biological process: protein folding. NCBI's taxonomy places the organism in Eukaryota, Viridiplantae, Streptophyta, Magnoliopsida, Poales, Poaceae.
AUGGCGGCGCCGCGGAGGAGAGGGGAGCGGAUCGCGGCCGUGCUCGCCCUGCUGCUGCAUCUCGCGGCGGUGAUCGAAGGGAAGAGCUUCUACGACGUGCUGCAGGUGCCCAAGGGCGCGUCGGAGGAUCAAAUCAAGAGGUCGUACCGCAAGCUCGCGCUCAAGUACCACCCGGAUAAAAACCCUGACAAUGAGGAGGCUACCAAGCGAUUCGCUGAGAUCAAUAAUGCAUAUGAGGUAUUGACGGAUCAGGAGAAGAGGAAGAUAUAUGACCGGUAUGGCGAGGAGGGGCUGAAGCAGUUCCAAGGUGGGGGGAGAGGAGGCGGUGGUGGCGGGAUGAAUAUGCAAGACAUCUUCAGCAGCUUUUUCGGAGGUGGUGGUGGGAUGGAAGAGGAGGAAGAACAAAUCAUAAAAGGUGAUGAUGUGAUUGUUGAACUCGAUGCUUCACUAGAGGACUUGUACAUGGGUGGUUCAUUAAAGGUUUGGAGAGAGAAAAACAUAAUAAAACCAGCGCCAGGAAAGAGGCGAUGCAACUGCAGGAAUGAAGUUUACCAUCGUCAAAUUGGUCCUGGAAUGUAUCAACAAAUGACCGAGCAGGUCUGCGACCAGUGUGCAAAUGUGAAGUAUGUACGAGAUGGUGAAUUUUUGACUGUUGAUAUUGAGAAAGGAAUGCAAGAUGGUCAGGAGGUUUCCUUCUUUGAGGAAGGGGAGCCUAAGAUUGAUGGAGAACCUGGAGACUUGAAGUUUAGGAUUAGGACAGCACCACAUGAACGUUUCAGAAGAGAAGGCAACGACCUGCAUGCAACAGUUACAAUCUCCCUGCUGCAAGCUCUAGUGGGUUUUGAGAAGACCCUCAAGCAUCUUGACAACCAUUUGGUCCAGAUAGGGACCAAGGGUGUCACUAAACCCAAGGAGGUCAGGAAGUUCAAAGGAGAAGGCAUGCCAUUGCACCAAAGUAACAAGAAAGGCGAUCUGUACGUAGCAUUCGAGGUGUUGUUCCCGAAAACCCUGACGGAGGACCAGAAAACCAAGCUGAAGGAUGUUCUUGCAUAACUGUUGAUUUUUCACUCUUAUGCUGCAACCACUUAUUUGAGGUGUACCUCAAGGAAAUUUUCCAGGUAGCUUGCAUAGGAAGCACCAAUACAUGUUACUUUCUUGGUGUGUGUUACAUUUCCUUGGUAAUAUUAGCAGCUCAGUUGUGUUUUAGCUCCUUAUGUUUCAAUGUCCUUAACAGAUUGUAGUAUUAGAAAGUACAUUGACGUGUACCAAAAUAUCUGUACUGCUAAAAUACAGUACAUAGAAUUUGUAGCUUGUAUUCCCCAACUGUGUUUACUGUUCGUCUGCUUCUUAUCUGGGUUAUUUGCUGCGC